CACUGCGCAGCACCCUGAAAAAAUAUGCAAGAUCGGCGGCUCCCCAGAGGACGUCCCAAGCCCUACAGCACCAUGAUGGUCCUCCUCACCACCAUCUUCAUUACCAUCGCAUUCAUCGGCCUUUACGAAGCUCAGCAGUGGGCGUGGCAACAGCACCUCGUUUCGGCGGAUGACAACAGCAACAGGCAGCCGAGUGCGUCUGAUGACCCGCAGCCCCGUCAGCGGGAGCUUGCGCCCGUCGCAGCGGCGCCAGAGCCACCUGUGUCUGUGCACAAGACUGAUGAGCCGACGACCAGCUGUCUGCCCGUGGCAGUGCCAAAGCGGAUGUCGCUGGAGGAGAAGGAGGCCAUUGCAGACGCCUUCAUGAGCGUCGUGUCGACACGCGAGGCCUUUCCGCUGUUGCUCAACUAUCUGGGGAUGUACCGAAUCGGCACUGGCGGAGAGAUUGGCGUCUAUAAUGGGGUACGUUGAUUGACAUACACAGAUGGAUGGAUGGAUGGACUCACCUCGAUCUCUCUCUCUCUCUCUCUGUGUGUGUGUGUGUGUGUGUGUGUGUGUGUUUGGAAUGGCAUGGGCAGGAGUUUUCCGACAGGCUGCUGAGGCUAUCUAGCCCGAAGCGCUAUCACAUGAUAGAGCCGAAGGCGAAGCGGUUCUUUGAGGUCAGACGGGAGUUGCUGCAGGGGGAGAGGAGUUUUGACAUCUCCUGGCACAGAAAUUACUCGCAAGAGGCGGCCUCUCUGUUCGACGACGGUUACUUCGACUUCCUCUAUGUCGACGGCUCACACUCACACGACGAUGUGCUGCGCGACCUGCACCUCUACUACCCAAAGAUGAGAAAGGGAGCCAUCCUGGCUGGCCAUGACUUUUGCGGCAAGCGCUCCAAGCAGCUGGUCAACGUGGGCGGCAAGAAAAGGAAGAUACCGUGGUGCGGCGAGUACGACACGUUGCAUCAAGACCUGACGAGGAAACAUGCGACGGGGGGGCGGCAGAAGAGGAGCAUGAGUGGGUGUGCCAAGGCGGUCUUAUCGUUCUUUCAUGGUCUCAACAUCACAGUGCAUUUCACGAGGGAAGACAGGCCAGCGCUGGACCCCUUGAGUCAAGACCCCCACAGCCCCAUCCCCCAUUUGAACCCCUCGUGGUGGUGUCUAGUCAGGUGACUGACAUACACACGUGUGCGUCUGUCUGCCGGUGUGUUGUGGUGCCUGUGUGUCUGUGUGUCUGUGUG
This is a messenger RNA of Vitrella brassicaformis, 1225 nucleotides long. NCBI's taxonomy places the organism in Eukaryota, Vitrellaceae. The record is from the annotation of a GenBank genome assembly.